AUGCUGAUUAUUGUACAUUCUCCUCUAUCAGUUGAUUACAUUAUUGAGCUUGUUGGCAACGAAACAAUACAAGACAUCAAGAAUAUUGUAUAUCAGGAUUUUCAAAUCCAAAUGUCAGGAUAUUUUUUAACAUAUAAGACAAAUUACGAUAUUUCACCUAGUAAAACAUUAAAAGAAUUAGGAAUUGACGAAGGUGAUACCCUUAUAAUGGAAUUUACAGAUGAAGCUCUUGAAAAUGAAAAGAAGAGAGAAGAAAAUAGAAAGAAACAAUAUGAAAAAGAGCAUGAAAACUACGGAAAACCACAAAUUCAUGAAGAUAGAAUCAGAUCAAAUUCUUUCAUUAGACAAAAUCAGGUUCCAGACGCAAAGCCUGGAGAUGUUUCAAGUAUUCUUCCUAAAAAUAUAUCCGAAGAAGAAAAAUCCGCAGUUACAGCACUUUUUGCAAGAUUUGGUGCUAUUAAAAUUGUAUACGAUGUAUAUUUGGCCUGUGAGAAAAAUGUUGAGUCAGCGAAGUACAUUUUAUCACAAUACAUUGAUUAG
Trichomonas vaginalis G3 is the source of this 540-nucleotide messenger RNA. RefSeq names its product ubiquitin-like family. The transcript has a single exon. NCBI's taxonomy places the organism in Eukaryota, Parabasalia, Trichomonadida, Trichomonadidae. Bases 1 to 540 code for a protein of 179 amino acids. Gene Ontology annotation, molecular function: protein binding. The record is from RefSeq and is a predicted model, not a curated record.